AUGAAAGAAAGCUGUGAGAUUACCUACUUUACCUAUCCGCAUUCACCACAACCGCUACCUACCCGAGUGAUUUUUUCUUCUCCUUGUGGAUCGUUUGGAGGGCUAACUCUUUCGUCUACGAUCGCGCAACCUUCUUGGCUGGCACCUAAGAGAUCUGAGGGUAUCUCCAGAGUCCAGAUAAGACCCAACACCAUGUCAAUGCCGCAGUCCUGA
Molecule: messenger RNA, 213 nt
Organism: Morchella importuna
Lineage: Eukaryota; Fungi; Ascomycota; Pezizomycetes; Pezizales; Morchellaceae
Exons: 3
Coding region: 1-213 (70 amino acids)
Source: RefSeq, a predicted model, not a curated record